CCGAUGCCCGUCUGCCGGCUCCGGUGUGCAGCUCGCUCAGGGGAAAGAGGAGGCGGCGGCGGCGUUGGCUCCGCACUGCUCCGCUCUCUUUUCCUGCGCCGUCCCCGGGCGAGAGGGGAACCGCCGCCAUGGUGAAGGAGCAGUUCCGCGAGACGGACGUGGCCAAGAAGAUAAGCCACAUCUGCUUUGGGAUGAAGUCUCCAGAAGAGAUGCGACAGCAGGCUCACAUCCAGGUGGUUAGUAAAAACCUAUACAGUCAAGACAACAAUCAUUCACCUCUGCAGUAUGGUGUACUGGACCAUCGAAUGGGUACAAGUGAGAAGGAUCGUCCAUGUGAAACUUGUGGAAAGAAUCUGGCGGAGUGUUUGGGUCAUUAUGGCUACAUUGACCUGGAGUUGCCUUGUUUCCAUGUGGGGUACUUCAAAGCCGUGAUAGGCAUUUUGCAGAUGAUUUGUAAGACCUGUUGCCGUAUCAUGCUGACCUUCGAAGAACAGAAACAGUUUUUGGAUUAUCUGAAGAGACCUGGCUUGACCUACCUCCAGAAACGGGGUUUGAAAAAGAAGAUCUCCGAAAAGUGCAGAAAAAAGAACACCUGCCCAUAUUGUGGGGCUUUUAAUGGUACUGUAAAGAAGUGUGGCUUACUGAAGAUAAUCCAUGAGAAAUACAAGACGACGAAGAAGAUAGUGGACCCCAUUGUGUCUAACUUCAUACAGUCCUUUGACACUGCUAUAGAACAUAAUAAAGAGAUUGAAUCCCUACUGGGGAAAGCCCAGGAGAACUUGAAUCCUUUAGUGGUUUUAAAUAUCCUAAAGAGAAUUCCCGCAGAAGACAUCCCUCUGCUUUUGAUGAACCCCGAAUCCGGCAAGCCUUCGGACUUGAUCCUGACACGACUCUUGGUCCCCCCGCUCUGCAUUAGGCCAUCUGUGGUGAGCGACUUAAAAUCUGGCACCAACGAGGAUGACUUAACGAUGAAGCUGACAGAAAUAAUUUUCCUCAAUGAUGUGAUCAAAAAGCAUAGAAUAUCAGGAGCCAAAACUCAGAUGAUAAUGGAGGACUGGGACUUCCUGCAGCUGCAGUGCGCUCUGUACAUCAAUAGUGAACUCUCUGGCAUUCCUCUCAACAUGGCACCCAAGAAGUGGACACGAGGCUUUGUUCAAAGACUGAAGGGAAAACAGGGUCGGUUUAGAGGAAACUUGUCUGGAAAGCGAGUGGACUUCUCAGGCAGAACAGUGAUCUCGCCUGACCCAAACCUGCGCAUUGAUGAAGUGGCUGUGCCUGUUCAUGUUGCAAAAAUACUAACAUUUCCUGAGAAGGUGAAUAAAGCUAACAUCGACUUUAUGAGGAAACUUGUUCGGAAUGGUCCAGAGCUUCAUCCUGGUGCCAACUUCAUUCAGCAGAGGCACACACAGAUGAAAAGGUUUUUGAAAUACGGAAACCGUGAGAAGAUGGCUCAGGAACUGAAGUAUGGGGACAUUGUGGAGAGACACCUCAUAGAUGGCGAUAUAGUCCUGUUCAAUCGACAACCCUCUUUGCACAAGCUCAGCAUCAUGGCUCAUAUAGCUAGAGUAAAACCGCACCGGACUUUCAGAUUUAAUGAAUGUGUCUGUACACCAUACAAUGCUGACUUUGAUGGUGAUGAGAUGAAUCUUCAUCUUCCUCAAACCGAAGAAGCAAAAGCAGAAGCCCUUGUUCUGAUGGGGACUAAAGCAAACUUGGUAACACCAAGAAAUGGAGAGCCCCUUAUUGCUGCAAUUCAGGAUUUCCUUACAGGGGCUUACCUCCUCACCCUCAAAGACACUUUCUUCGAUCGAGCUAAAGCUUGUCAGAUUAUCGCUUCUAUUCUGGUUGGCAAGGAUGAGAAAAUAAAAGUUCGCCUCCCGCCGCCAGCAAUUCUCAAGCCUGUAACCCUGUGGACAGGAAAGCAGGUCUUCGGUAUCAUUCUGAAGCCUAGUGACAGUUGUCCUGUCAAAGCCAACCUUCGAACCAAGGGCAAGCAGUAUUGUGGCAAGGGAGAAGACUUGUGCAGCAACGAUUCCUACGUUGCAAUCCACAAUAGUGAGUUGAUGGCUGGCAGCAUGGACAAAGGAACUUUAGGGUCUGGAUCCAAGAAUAAUAUCUUCUACAUUUUGCUGAGAGAUUGGGGACAAGUGGAGGCAGCUGAUGCGAUGUCACGGCUAGCCAGACUUGCUCCCGUCUACCUCUCUAAUCGAGGAUUUUCAAUUGGAAUUGGCGAUGUGACUCCAGGACAGGGGCUGCUGAAGGCAAAGUAUGAACUUCUGAAUGCUGGGUACAAGAAAUGUGAUGAAUAUAUUGACGCUUUGAAGACUGGCAAACUGCAGCAGCAACCUGGCUGUACAGCAGAAGAGACAUUAGAGGCGCUGAUUCUGAAAGAGCUGUCUGUGAUCAGAGAUCAUGCUGGCAGUGCCUGCCUUCGAGAACUAGACAAGAGUAACAGCCCCCUCGUCAUGGCUCUUUGUGGUUCAAAAGGCUCCUUCAUUAACAUCUCCCAGAUGAUUGCUUGCGUAGGACAGCAGGCUAUCAGUGGCUCACGCGUGCCUGACGGCUUUGAGAACCGAUCCUUGCCUCAUUUUAAGAAGCAUUCCAAGCUUCCAGCAGCGAAAGGUUUUGUUGCCAACAGCUUCUAUUCUGGCUUGACGCCCACGGAGUUUUUCUUCCACACCAUGGCUGGUCGAGAAGGCCUGGUUGAUACUGCUGUAAAAACAGCUGAAACGGGAUACAUGCAGAGACGGCUGGUAAAAUCGCUUGAAGAUCUGUGCUCACAGUAUGACCUGACUGUCAGGAGUUCUACCGGUGACAUCAUACAGUUCAUUUAUGGCGGAGAUGGCUUAGAUCCUGCAGCUAUGGAGGGAAAAGAUGAACCUCUGGAGUUCAAGCGUGUCCUGGACAACAUCAGAGCAGUGUAUCCAAGCCGAAGUGAGCCAGCACUUAGUAAAAAUGAAUUGGUGUUAACUGCUGAAUCCAUCAUGAAGAAGAACGAAUUCCUUUGCUGCCAGGACAGCUUCCUACAGGCGUUUACUGAAACAGGUUAUGCAGUGUACAAUGAGGAAAUUAAAAAAUUCAUCAAAGCUAUGUCCGAGAAGAUCAAGAAAACCAGGGACAAAUAUGGCAUUAAUGACAAUGGCACAACAGAGCCGUAUGUUUUGUACCAAUUGGACCGGAUUACUCCAACCCAGCUGGAGAAGUUUCUAGAAACCUGUAGAGAGAAGUAUAUGAGGGCACAGAUGGAACCUGGCUCUGCAGUGGGAGCUCUGUGCGCUCAGAGUAUCGGAGAGCCUGGCACACAGAUGACUCUGAAAACUUUCCAUUUUGCUGGGGUUGCCUCAAUGAACAUCACGCUAGGGGUGCCGAGAAUCAAAGAGAUCAUCAAUGCCUCCAAAGCCAUCAGUACGCCAAUUAUCACAGCCCACCUUGACACGGACGAUGAUCCAGACUUUGCCCGUUUGGUUAAAGGACGAAUAGAGAAGACACUACUGGGAGAGAUUUCGGAGUACAUUGAAGAGGUUUUCCUUCCUGACGACUGUUUCAUUCUUGUCAAGCUUUCGUUAGAGCGGAUUAGGCUGCUGAGGCUGGAAGUUAAUGCGGAGACUGUGCGGUAUUCUAUUUGUGUCUCGAAGCUGAGAGUGAAGCCUGGGGAUGUAGCUGUUCACGGUGAGGCCGUUGUCUGCGUUACUCCCCGAGAGAACAGCAAGAGUUCAAUGUACUAUGUCUUGCAGUCUCUGAAAGAAGAACUACCAAAAGUGGUUGUGCAGGGUAUCCCGGAAGUGUCUCGCGCUGUCAUUCAUAUUGAUGAGCAGAGUGGGAAGGAGAAGUACAAGCUGCUGGUGGAAGGUGACAACCUGCGAGCUGUCAUGGCCACACAUGGAGUCAAAGGAACAAGGACUACUUCGAACAACACUUACGAGGUCGAGAAAACCUUGGGCAUUGAGGCUGCCCGGACCACCAUCAUCAAUGAGAUUCAGUACACUAUGGUAAACCAUGGUAUGAGCAUUGACCGGAGGCAUGUGAUGCUGCUGUCUGACCUGAUGACAUACAAGGGUGAGGUUCUGGGGAUUACUCGGUUUGGCCUGGCAAAAAUGAAGGAGAGUGUAUUGAUGCUUGCUUCGUUUGAGAAGACAGCAGAUCACCUCUUUGACGCUGCAUAUUUUGGGCAGAAGGAUUCAGUGUGUGGCGUUUCUGAGUGCAUCAUUAUGGGUAUCCCAAUGAACAUUGGAACUGGACUUUUCAAGCUGCUGCAUAAAGCUGACAAGGAAGCAGACCCCCCGAGAAGGCCUUUAAUUUUUGACAACCCCGAUUUCCAUAUUUCCCUUACUACGUAGCAGCUGGAGAGCACCAAACAGCAAGCAGAUGGCAUAUUUUAAACUGGAGCUGCAUGCCUCUCUAAGUAGGGUUUGGAGGCUGGAUAAGUGAGAGAUCAUGAUGUGCGCAACUGAUCCACCACUGCUGCAGGCGUUUAUCUUUUGUGUACUUAAUCCGCAGUGAACUUCAGCUGACGGCGUUUGGUUUUUAAAAGCAAUAAUUUUCCCUGCUACAUCAAAAACCUGUAACAUGGAUUGUGGGACACCAAAUCCCUAUGAAAGGGAAGACGCUUAACGUUUUUGCCUGGAUUUCUGUCAGAAGCAUUAGCUAUAGUAAUAGGAAAGAAUUCUGCUGCCUCUACCAGCUGUGAUAAACAUCUGUCAGAGUGUCCAAAGUAAUUUCCAGUUGGAUUGAUGUCAAAUAGGUUGUGUUUGCUGUCAUAUGUAGUGCAUAUCCUUUUCUGUUAAAGUUUGCUUCCCAAGUA
Messenger RNA from Podarcis raffonei (Aeolian wall lizard), 4801 nucleotides. It is a transcript of the gene POLR3A, whose product is annotated as RNA polymerase III subunit A. Gene Ontology annotation, biological process: DNA-templated transcription. Lineage: Eukaryota; Metazoa; Chordata; Lepidosauria; Squamata; Lacertidae. Gene Ontology annotation, molecular function: DNA-directed RNA polymerase activity; DNA binding. The transcript has 32 exons. The record is from RefSeq and is a predicted model, not a curated record. The coding region runs from base 129 to 4337 and encodes 1402 amino acids.